Molecule: messenger RNA, 1426 nt
Organism: Rubroshorea leprosula
Lineage: Eukaryota; Viridiplantae; Streptophyta; Magnoliopsida; Malvales; Dipterocarpaceae
Source: the annotation of a GenBank genome assembly
AGAAAUGAUUUCGAUUGUCGACUCUCGCGCUGUCGCGCACCAGAAGGCUUUUUCCAGAUCAUUAGUCUCUCUCUUUCUCUCUCUCUGCGUUUCCUUUUCUUUCUCUCUUUCCAUAUCCUUCCAAACAGAGGCAGCCGCAUUUCGCCGGAGAACGACCGGCUGAAAGAGAUAUAUAUAUAUAUAGAGAGAGAGAGAGCUAUGGCGGAAGAAGAACCAGAGCUCAACGGGGAGCAAAAGAAAGACAUUGCUAAAUGGUUUCUCCUCAACUCUCCCGCCGGUGAAAUCCAAUACGUUGCCAAAGAUUUGAAGAAGGUUUUGAACGAUGAUGAUGUGUACAACGAGGCGGCUUCGGAGGCGUUUCCUAUUUACAACAAAACACACAUGAUUCGCCUUGAAAUGCCUUGUAGAGCUGGGGAUGUGCUGAUUACAUCAUAUGGUGAACUUGAUAAGAAUGAGUUCCUUGAUCCCAGGACUGCCCAGGUGGCUAUUGUUGACCAUGUCAAACAGGUUUGUAAAGAGGCGAGACCUGCAACUGACGAGGAACUUCCAUCGCCAUACAUUGAGGAAUUUCGAUGUGCUCUGGAAGCAGAAAUGCUCAAGUAUGUUGCUGAAGCUUAUCCAAAAGGUUUCUGUUCAGUUUACUGUACUAAUGGAAAAGAUGUUGAGGAACCAGGAUCUAAUUUUGAGCUUGUUGUGGUGAUUUCUGCUGCUAGACAUAGCCCACAGAAUUUUUGCAAUGGAAAUUGGCGCUCAAUAUGGAACAUUGAGUUCAGAGAUGAUGAACAAAUGCUGGAAGUAAAAGGCAAACUGCAGGUGGGUGCACACUAUUUUGAAGAGGGAAAUGUACAGCUAGAAGCAAAGCAUGAAUGUAGAGACAGUACAAUAUUUCAGUCUCCUGAUGACUCUGCACUUACAAUAGCCAAUAUUGUUCGUCAACAUGAGACAGAGUACCUGGCAUCUCUUCAGGAAUCCUAUUCAAAAUUGCCAGAUGCUACUUUCAAGGAUCUGAGGAGGAAACUCCCUGUUACUCGGACCCUAUUUCCAUGGCACCACACUUCACAAUUCAGCUUGACAAGAGAGAUCUCAAAAGAAUUGGGAAUUGGAAAAUGAAUCUAUCAUGCUAAAGGUGCAACUGCACAAGCCGCUCAAGUAACAUAUCUUCAUGCCUGAAGUUGAGUUAGCAGUAUCCCCUCUGGCUGCUCCAUUUAAAAUUUUAAUACCAGUUCCUGGAGUUUACUGCUGUCUUUCAUUUAUCUGUCAUGGUCUCUAAAUUUUGGCAUGCAUUUCUGUACCAUUCAUUACUACUGUAUAGCCACAUUAUGAAUGCUUGUGAAAAUCUUUUGGUGAGCUUGUAAUUGUAUGCUGGGAAGAUUAUAGAUUUGACUUAUUGGCAUGAUUCUAACUUUAAAAAAGUGUUUAGCAAUUU